Molecule: messenger RNA, 1270 nt
Organism: Camelina sativa (false flax)
Lineage: Eukaryota; Viridiplantae; Streptophyta; Magnoliopsida; Brassicales; Brassicaceae
Source: RefSeq, a predicted model, not a curated record
UGAUUUAAUUUUCUUAAAAGUCUAUUCCUUUUGUUAAAACCUUCAAGGCUUGCCAUUUGAUUUUUGUGGUAGUAAAAAAUAAGUAAAAAUUCACAAGGAUGAAGAAUGUUGAAGAAGCUUCUAGGUUAUGGUGUAAUGACACGUGUCAUAAUCUCAAACGUUCUUUUCUGUUAAAAUUGGGGUUAUAUACAUACAAAAAAAAAAAAAAAAAAACAGAGGUACUCUGUUUGGGCUCUUCUCAAAUACUCUCGCAAGUUCUCAAAUUCUCUACAAGGACUGCAGAGAGAAAAGGAAAAUUUGGGGAAAUGGGAGAUCCAUUUGGUGGUAGGUUUGGAGGAUUAAGAGGUAGCUUGUUUGGAGGAAGAGAUCCUUUUGAUGAUCCUUUCUUCUCUCGACCAUUUGAGGAUUUGCUCCAACCAGCCAACAGUUUCAGUUCAGGUGCUUCCUUUAGUAAUAAUGCACAGAAGAACAGUGGUGGAAGAAGUGGGUUAACAAUUGAAAAAUUACCAUCUGAUGAAGAAGUAGAAGAAAAAAAAGAUAUUGGGAGUGAUGAAGAAGAACAUAUUAGUUCAGUGAAUCAACCAUCUGUUGAGCACCCUGAAGAUGAUUCUGAUGCUGAGAGGAAGAUUCAGAAUGUGAAUCAAAGGAGUGAUUUUAAUCGAAGAGAGGGUACGCAGUCUCGAGUUCACACGUUCAGACAUCACACCUCUAAGGUUACAUAUGGUGGCAUAGAUGGUGCUUGCUAUACAUCUACUCGAACCAGAAGAAAAGGCAGUGAUGGAAUGGUGGUAGAGGAAAGCAAAGAAGCUGACAAGACUACAGGUGAAGCGACUCAUAGGAUCUCCAGAGGAAUCAAUGAUAAGGGUCAUUCGGUUACUAGGAAGCUUAACUCAAGUGGUGGCAUUGAGUCGACACAGACUCUUCACAACCUCGAAGAAGAAGAACUAAGUGGCUUUGAAGAAGCAUGGAAAGGCAAUUCAUCUCUUACCAAUCAUGAAUCCAGUGGCUUUGAUCAAAGUUUUGGAGGGUGGCGUCUCCCAUCUCUGGACCAAACUCGUCGUCAAACAGACCAAACUCGGGCCGGUGUAAGCACUUCUGCACCAAGAACUAAGAAAGUUGUUCGAAUCAACAUUGAAUGAUAGAAUCAUCAGAAAAACAUCUAUCAAAUAUUCAAUAUCUUUAUGUGUAAUCAAAUAAUGUUGUAGAUUAUCUUUAUUCGAGGAUGAUAUAAGACAAUUGAUUAUGAAUAAUUAUUUUGAGUUUUGUAACU